Scleropages formosus (Asian bonytongue) is the source of this 4723-nucleotide messenger RNA. RefSeq names its product nuclear receptor coactivator 5 (gene ncoa5). The transcript has 10 exons. Gene Ontology annotation, cellular component: nucleoplasm. NCBI's taxonomy places the organism in Eukaryota, Metazoa, Chordata, Actinopteri, Osteoglossiformes, Osteoglossidae. Gene Ontology annotation, biological process: regulation of signal transduction. The coding region runs from base 1275 to 3509 and encodes 744 amino acids. The record is from RefSeq and is a predicted model, not a curated record. Gene Ontology annotation, molecular function: RNA binding.
UUUUUACUGUAUCAGUUGGGGGUAAGUACUUUGAUCAAGGGUACAACAGCAAGAUUGGGAUUCAGACCCGAGUUAUUUGAGUACAAGGCAGCUGACCUAACUACUACUGUGAACCACAGCCCUACAUAUUAACCCUGAAUUAUUACAGUAAAAAAAUCAUCAGUAACAGCAAUGGUAGUAACACUGAGGCAAUAGCAUAGGAAUCCUGUUACGUUUAGAAGGACAUUGAGACAUUUGUUCUCUGCUACUGCUCCAGCGCCCUUGAUCAAAGUACUCGCCCUGAAUUACUUUACUGAAAAACCCUGCUGUACAUAAGGGUCAUAUGCGGUAAUUUGCUCUCAGUGUAGCAUAAUAAAACAGAAUGAGAGUAAUAAUUGGUCUUGCUGGGAUGGUGUAUACAAUAGGACAUUGUAUACUGUAUCCUGCAAGAAAUGGUUUUUCUAUUCUGUUCAGUUCAUUUUCAUAUUACGAUGCAAAUUUGCCUUAUCAUGGCUUUGUAAGAUUCCGUACCAUCGUUGAAAGUAACUGGGUCCCGGUGCUUUUUUGAUUUUCUCGCCUGCUGACGUGAGAUGCGUGUGAAAUUUUCCUGAGAAUUAGUUUGGAACGGAGUGCUUCUUUUUAAAUAGGGUUUCUAAGUGUAUUCCUAUUCUUAAGAGUGUAAAACCCAAAUACAGUAAUUCUUUGACAAGAGAUGGUUUCAAGGCUUCAUUCGUACGGUAUAGUCAUAAAUCGAAACUUGUGAUGGAGACGUCGUUUCUAGAAGGUGUUUCUGUUUCGUGGAAUACUGGAGGUUUUGUUUUCUUACUGACAUCCACAGUGACGAUAUUUAGGGGGGGAACCCACACUUGAUUGGAUUCAAUACAAUACGUUUAAUGGGUUUGACAUUCAUCUGCUUGUUAAUUCACCUAUGCAUUUCGGGACUUUUCUUCUCCAAAUAAAUCACCUCUCUCCUCCUUAUUUUAACAACGAUAUUUCAUUGGAGAUGCACAAUAUUUUCAUAGGCAUUCAGUGACGUUUGAAAAUGAUGCAUUUUUUUUCCCAGCUCAUUCUCAUCUUUUGCAAUGUUCUGUCUAACCUUUUGUGAUGUUCCUACUGAUACAUUUUAUGUGUCGGAUUUCUCUUUUCUUCCUUUCUGUUGACGCACUGAUAUUUUAGGACCUUGGAUAAUACCCCGUAAACACUGACACAACCCCCAAAAACCCCACAUAUACAAACUAAUUUAAUCACAACGUAAAGAAAAGCAACGCAAUACGAUCGAGCCGAGUAGUCGCGCCAUGUCUCGCAGAAGAAGCCGGAGCAGAAGUCCUACUCAUCACACCACCAACAGCAAUGACCCCCGCGACCUGGAGAGGAGGAUUUUUGUGGGGAAUUUGCCAACAACUCUCAUGGACAGGAAGGACAUGGAAGAUCUGUUCAGUCCGUAUGGGAAGAUUAAUGCGCUGUCCAUGUUCCGUGGGUAUGGAUUUGUGCAGUUUGAGCGAGCCGAGGAUGCAGAGGCUGCAAAGGCGGGACUAAACGGUCGCUUUUAUAGAGGUUAUAAACUAGAUAUUAAUAUGGCAGCGGAGAGACGACAGAGUAAAGCUCAAUCCCGGCAGAGCCCUCCACGAAGGAACCCAUAUGGUGGCAGUGGUGGUUAUGGGGAUGGCAGAGAGCCCCGCGGGCGCUCCCGUUCUCCCGUGCAUGGACGGGACCACAGGGAGCCCCGAUUCAGCCACCCACGGGACCACCCCCCACGGGACCCCAGCUUUGAGCGGUACCAUGGGUCAGAAGGCCGUGAGAAAGACCACAGGGGUGACCCUAGAGAUGCUCCCUACAGGGAUGAAUCAUAUGAUCGAUAUUACCGCAUGGACGACUACUAUCGCAAGAAGGAGGACCCCUAUGCCAACCGCUACAGGGAUCCUUGGAACGGCAGACGGGAACCUGAAGAUGACCGCCCGAGGAUGGAGGAGCGACGGCGUAAUGAGCUCUAUCGGCAGUUCUACGAAGAGCUGCAGCGGCGCUAUGACUCGGAGCGGCCCGUCGACUGCUCUGUCAUUGUUGUCAACAAGCAGCAGAAGGAGUAUGCAGAGACAGUGGGUAGAAAGGUGCGUGACCUGGGAAUGGUGGUGGACCUGAUCUUCCUGAACACGGAGGUGUCACUGACGCAAGCGCUGGAAGAUGUGGGCCGUGCGCGGACGCCCUUCGCCAUCAUCAUCACGCAGCAGCACCAGGUGCACCGCUCCUGCACAGUCAACAUCCUGUUCGGCACACCUCAAGAGCACCGCAACAUGCCCAUGCAAGAUGCCAUGGUGCUGGUGGCCCACAACUAUGAUGCAUUCAAAGCUGAACACCGGGACAAGGAGCGUGAGGAGAUUGCCUGCAAGGCUGCCAAGAUGGCUGAUGAUGUGCUGAUGAGGGAGCAUGAGCGGGAGGGCCAUCCUAUCUCCGUGAUAACUGCCAUCACCCUGCUAGCGGAAGGGAGGUACCUCACGCUAGAAGAGCUUGACAGACUGCUGGACUACCUGCGGGACAAGCGAGAGCGUAUGGUGAGAGGCAACAGCGACCCACUCACAGGAUCUCAUUCGUCAGCAGUGACCACUUCCCUGGAGCCUCCACCGCUGCCACUGUCGGCACCGCAGAACCUGUCGAACGUGCCCAUCAGCAGCAUGGCACAACACGCUCCCCACAACCCCCUGCCAGCACAUACGACACACACGCCCCACACCGCUCACCCAGUACACGCGGCGCAUCCGACACACGCGGCGCAUCCGACACACGCGGCGCAUCCGACGCACACGGCGCAUCCGACGCACACGGCGCAUGUCACCCAGACGUCCCUUACCACUCACGCAGCCCAGCCCUCCCACCUGGCCCAGCCCUCUCACCUGGCCCAGCCCUCUCACCUGGCCCAGCCUUCUCACCUGGCCCAGCCUUCUCACCUGGCCCAGCCUUCUCACCUGGCCCAGCCCUCUCACCUGGCCCAGCCUUCUCACCUGGCCCAGCCCUCUCAGACCCCCAACCCAUCUCAGCAGCCCAGCCACCAGCAGGAGCUGCAGGCCAAGAUCCUCAGCCUGUUCAACAGUGGAGCGGGGACCCCUGCAGCCAACACCAGUGUGGCCCCCCAGGCGCAGAGCUAUGGUACCUCCCUCAGCAGCCAGACCAGUGCGCUCUCAGCACCCCUCAUCCCUUCCUCCAUGCCCAAAAUGCAACAGUCCUCAGGGCAGAGUCCCGGCGGCAUGAUGGGUGCCCGCCCAGCGUUGCGGCCGCCAGCCAUGGCUCCCAGCAGUGUUCCCUCGCAGUACACGCCCCCGAACCGCCUUUCAACCCCCCAGGGGGCAACGAGGGCUGCGGUCGCUAGCACCGGGAUCAACUUUGACAACCCGAGUGUCCAGAAAGCUCUGGACACCCUCAUCCAAAGUGGACCCUCCAUUAAUCACCUGGUGAACCCGGGGAAUGCAACUGCUCCCAGGCCUGGGCAGGGUAUGGGCCAGGUACCGCCCGCUAUGGCCCUCUACCCCCGGCACUACUGAGCGCCAUGUUGACUACCCCCCAGCAUCCUCACACAGGUGGACGUCUCUGCAGAUUGGUUGGGCAAAUUUGUAAAAGCCUUUAGAUGUUCUUUUCUAUUGGUGCGAGUGUGUGUGUGUGUGUGUGUGCGUGUGCGUGUGUGUGUGUGUGAGCGAGCGCGCCCAUUGACAUGCUUUAGAAAUGUCCGUCUAGUUAUGUUGUAACUAGAAAUAGUUUUGUUUACAAGCUGGUGUAGUCAGUAUAAGGAGCGUGUACAUUGCAUGCCUGAAUGUGGGCUCUUCCCACUGCGUUCAGUUCCAGCCAGCUGGACAAUGGACGUGUGACAGUGUUUUAUACAGUCCUCUUUGCUAUUGUUCAUAGGAACGGUUGUCAAUAAACUAAUACCACGUUUAUCUUUAUUUUGUCUUCAUUUUGAAAGACGAAUUUGUGCAGUCAGUUAAGAUGAAGACCUGCUGUAACAAUGGAACCACUAUUCAUUUACACUUGUCUAUAGGUGUAUUUUUACAAAGAUCGCCAAACAGCCAGUUCCUUUUCUUCCUAUCAGAGUCUUCAUGAUGAUUUUUAUCCUCAGGUUUACUAUGUUUUACUCAGUUUGACAUGUAUCAGUGGCUUCUAGUGCUGCUGACUUUUUUUUUUUUUAAUCAGUUAAUUACUUGACCUUGAAAUUCAGUUCCAUUUGUGUUAAAGUAAAAAUUAGUUUGGGGAUUCACUUUGUAUUUGUGAAGUAUCGUUAGUAAUUGAAGGAUAAGUAAAUGUUUUUCUUUUCCUUGAAAAAUACAACUGCUUUUAACAGCAGUUACUGCAGUGAAUCAUUGAUUUAUUGCACCUCAGCUUUUGUUCAGUUGGAAAACUGAAUAUUAAGAUUUUUUUUUUUCCCUUUCCUGAAAGUCUUGGAGCGAUGUACAAGCAGCUACUUCCUGAUGUCUUUGUCAUAACUGGUAGUUGUAACUCAACAAAACCAUGGUUUUACCACGAGCAAACAACCACAGUGAAUCAGCUCUGGUUGGAACAUCUCCUUCAGGGCUGAUCAUUGGAUUCUGGGGGAAAGUUUUACUUCCAAGGUUUGUUUUUUUUUUUUUUCUUUUCCCAAAUUCUUACCAUGUAAUUUGUGUAAUUUUGGGGGGAAGGAAAAUGUUUUAAACACCAGGAAUGUCCUCACCAUAACUCAGUGAGCAAAAAUUUGUGUUGUCUUGUGUUUAUACAAUAAACCGUAGUC